AUGUCGUCAUGUAUCUCGCAUGUCGAUGUCGACCGCCAGGCGCCAACAUCAGGCUACGACGUCUGCGUCAGGGACCCCGAUGCCUCGCAGCGGAAAGCCUGCGAGGAGUACGUGAGAGCAAACGCCCGUGACUUCCCAGCAGCCAAGGCCAACCUCAACGGUUAUGGGGAGAUAUCCACGCAGGCCGAGCUUUCCGACGCAGUACGGGGAGCAUGGCUCGUGAUCGAGGCCGUCCCGGAGAAGCUGCAGAUCAAGAUCGACACCUUCGCGGACCUCGAGGCCCAUGCGCCCGAGGACGCGAUCCUCGCGAGCAACUCGAGCUCUUACAAGAGCUCUGAGAUGCUCGAAAAGGUCAGGGACGAGGCUACGAAGGCGCGCAUGCUGAAUACGCACUAUUAUGUGCCGCCCGGCAACAACGUCGUGGAGUUGAUGACGUGCGGGUUCACAGACCCCGUCGUGAUCGAGUUCCUCCUCGAGAGGCAGAAGGAGGCGGGGACGACGCCCUACGUCGCCCGGAAGGAGUCGACGGGUUUCAUCUUCAACCGGCUCUGGGCGGCGGUGAAGCGCGAGGUCCUUGAGAUAUUGGCCGAUGAGGUAUCGACGCCCCAGGAGAUUGACGGAAUGUUCAAAACCAUGUUCGAGAACUCAAGGGGGCCGUGCAAGAUGAUGGACGACGUCGGUCUCGACACUGUUGCUUUUAUCGAGUCGCAUUACGUCGCUGAGAGGGGCCUGCCCUCGGACAAGACUGUCGAUUUCGUGCAGAGGAAUUACAUCGACGAGGGGAAGCUGGGCGCGAAGUGUCAGAAAGGAGGCUUAUAUCCUCGCGUUCCCCGUCUUUUGGUUCUCGACCUUGGACUGGCGGCCACCAAGGUCUCCCCGGCGCCGGGCUUCGUGCUGGAGAUGUCAGGCGACGGUAAGAACCAAAAGGUCCUCGCCAAGAGCCAGGCAUUGCCAGACGGCAUCGACGUGGACAAGUCCUCGGGGCGCAUGUUCUGGACGUGCAUGGGCUUGCCAGGCCACCCCAAUGGCGAAGUAUUCUCCGCGAACCUCGAGGAUGGCUCGGACGCCAGGUGCAUCGUGCCCAAGGGCGUGGCCAACACCCCCAAGCAGCUCGUCGUCGAGCCGGUGUCCAAGAAGCUGUACUUCUGCGGCCGCGAGGGGAUGCGGGUGUUCCGCUGCAACUACGACGGCGGCGAGCUCGAGACCAUCAUCAAGACUGGCGACUGGGAGGCAGAGGGCUUCGAAGACCAGACAAAGUGGUGUGUGGGGAUCACCGUCUCGCCCAAGCACGGCAAGUUUUACUGGACGCAGAAGGCGGCCUCGAAAUCCGGCAAGGGUCGUAUUUUCUGCGCAAGCAUCGACAUGCCCGCUGGACAGACGGCUGAGAGCCGGACAGACGUCCAGCUCCUCCUGGAUAACCUCCCAGAGCCGAUUGACCUCGAGAUUGACGAAAGCAACGACUUGCUAUAUUGGACUGAUCGUGGCGAGCUGCCACUAGGCAACUCCGUGAACCGAGCAACCUUGGAUCCUGCGUCUGGCUUGGUGGCUAAGAGCGGCAGUGGGAAGCCGUACGAGGUGCUCGUGAGACACUUGAAUGAGGCAAUCGGGCUGAAGCUUGAUCUCGAAGCUGGUCACAUGUACCUCACUGACCUCGGUGGGUCUUUGUACAGAUGUAACCUGGAUGGUUCGGAAAAGCAGAAGAUCUAUAGCUCUGAUGAGCGGGCACUGGCGGGCAUAACAAUAGUAUAG
Messenger RNA from Diaporthe citri, 1749 nucleotides. RefSeq lists its product as uncharacterized. Gene Ontology annotation, molecular function: NAD+ binding; oxidoreductase activity, acting on the CH-OH group of donors, NAD or NADP as acceptor. Gene Ontology annotation, biological process: fatty acid metabolic process. Bases 1 to 1749 code for a protein of 582 amino acids. The transcript is spliced from 2 exons. NCBI's taxonomy places the organism in Eukaryota, Fungi, Ascomycota, Sordariomycetes, Diaporthales, Diaporthaceae. The record is from RefSeq and is a predicted model, not a curated record.